UUACUGACCAAUGGGAUGAUCUCCUACAAUGGUGGUGGAUCCACUAACAACAGACCAGUGGACACUGUGGCCACCUUCAGCUGUGACACUGGAUACACUCUCAAUGGAGGCGUUAAUAAGACUUGUGAGAGUGAUGGAAUGUGGAGUGGGUUAGAUCCAAUAUGUGAAGGUCAUAAUUAUUAGUUGAGUGGUAGUACAUGCACCGUGACUCCUGAGCUUAUUCCUACAGUCAUUAUAUGUCCUCUUCUACCGGCCAUUACCAAUGGCACCAUCUCCUACUCUCCUGAUGUCACCCCUGACCAUGACCUGGGAACUAAGGCAACCUACACUUGUGAGGCUGGGUUCUAUCUUGACGGUAAUGAGGUACAAGUGUGUAUGGAUGAUGAUGGAAUGGACGCCAUUGGAGUGUGGAGUGGUCAGGAGCCAAGAUGUGUCCGUAUCACAUGUUCUGCUCUCAUUAAUGUUAUUAAUGGGUCCAUCAGUUACCCUAGUGGUACUACUGCACCAUAUGACUAUGGAACGACAGCUACUUUUCAAUGCAACAUUGGACAUGUGUUAAUAAGUAGAGACAGAGUGAGGACCUGUACUGGUGAUGGUAGUACUCCUAGUAGUCUGUGGGAUGGUGCUGCUCCUCAAUGUCCACCUGUGGACUGUGGGACUCCUCCGUCUAUUACCAAUGGAUCUCCUGGGAUACCAACAACCACAACAUUCACAGGGACAGUGAUCUACAGCUGUAAUGAUGGCUAUGCACUCUUUGGGAUUGCUACAAUUACUUGUCAGGCAAAUGCCACCUGGAGCAAACCACCAGAAUGUAGAGGCACUACAACUUCACUGGUCUGUACUGAUCUGAUGGAUCUAGUCAAUGGAAGUAUUUCUUAUGAUAUGGAGGUCACUGCCAACAGACCAAUGGACACUGUGGCCACCUACACCUGUAACCCUGGCUACACUCUCAAUGGAAGCACUACCAGGAUUUGUGGAAGUGAUGGAUUGUGGAGUGGAUCAGAUCCAACGUGUGAAGCUCUUAUGUGUCCUCCUCCACCGACCAUUACCAAUGUCACCAUCUCCUACUCUCCUGAUGUCACCCCUGACUAUGACCUGGGAACUGAGGCAACCUACACUUGUGAGGCUGGGUUCUAUCUUGAGGGUAAUGAGGUACGAUUGUGUAUGGAUGAUGAUGGAAGGGACGCCAUUGGAGUGUGGAGUGGUCAAGAGCCAAGCUGUGUCCCCAUUCAGUGUCCUCCUCUUAAACAAAUUGGCAAUGGUUCCAUCACCUACACUCCCGACACUACACGUGCACCUGUCUAUGAUCUGGGCACUGUCGCUACCUAUGCCUGUGAUACUGGAUUUAUUCUGGAACUCUCCCUGGGUGGAUCUGAGAUGAGAACGUGCGUGGAUGAUGAUGGACUGGAUGCUAUUGGAAUGUUUGAUAGACAGGCUCCAAGAUGUGUCCGCCCUAUCGGGUGUCUUGUUUUGCCCGUUUUCGCCAAUGGAAUAAUCACUUAUGCCACAGACAUGACCCCUGAUUUUGACCUUGGUACUACAGCAACUUAUAGCUGCAAUGAUGGCUACAAUUUAGAUCUCUCUACUGGUGUUGAAGUAAGGGUCUGCAUUGACGAUGGAAACAAUGAUGCGUUUAGUGACCAGGAGCCUGCUUGUGUUCCUGUCCCUUCUCCUGUACGCUCAGUGUUGUUCCAACUCAGACUCACCAACAUCAACAACUGUCCUGACUGGGUGGACCAGGAUGGGAGGAUAGAAGCUGUAAUGAAUGCGUUUGCUGUCGAGGUGAAGAGUUAUUGUGGGUGUGGUUUCUCAAGCAUGGUCAUGACUGCCCCUCUCUUCCGCUGCUUCCCUGGGUCAAGCACAGCUGUCACAUUCCGAGCCACUCUAACUGAUUCCAGGCUCCUGACUCCCAUACAGGACUGGAUACAAACCAAUGGAUUCCUUCCCAUUCAGAAUGUACUGAUGGAGGUGGACAAGUCUUGUCAGGUGGAGAUAGCAAGCCUUGCAGACACAGAGUGCAGCAACCAGCCUACAGCUGCAGGGAGCAGUGACAUUACCGCUGUGGUCGGUGGAGUGGUGGGAGGAGUCCUUAUUAUUGUAGUGGGCGUUACAAUUGUUGUUAUAGUGAUUGCUGUACUGGUGUUCAAGAGCAGGAGAGAGAGGCUUACAGUCAACAAAACAACGAAACAUGAUCUACCACCAGUGUUGCUAAAGGGUGUGGUCAGUACUGGUGAAAUACAACCAUACGAGAUGAUGGAAAUGGGUCACGAAUACGAGGAAGUGUCCAAGUUCCAACGAGCCGUCGGAGGAGAGUAUGAGAUCAUUGGAUCACCCUCACAGACAACUGACUCCGAGAGUAAGGCUCCUACAAAGACCGAGUCAUCACCACCCACUCCACCAAUACCACAACCCUCACAAGCAACUGAGUCUGCCAGAAAUGAUAUUGAGUUCACAGAGUGCGUUGCUUACAGCACGACCACCCACAGUUGCCCCCCACAGCCUACAAGCUUAUGAACUAUAACAUGAAACUGCAAACUAGUUGACUGCUCUAGUAAUUGAUAAGGAUAAUUUACAUUAAUUUGCUUGUAUAUAAUUAUUUGCAUGGCUAUUUAUAUACAUAUUUAUGCAUGUUCAAAAGAUCU
Halichondria panicea is the source of this 2642-nucleotide messenger RNA. Its product is annotated as sushi, von Willebrand factor type A, EGF and pentraxin domain-containing protein 1-like. Bases 376 to 2514 code for a protein of 712 amino acids. The record is from RefSeq and is a predicted model, not a curated record. The transcript has 10 exons. NCBI's taxonomy places the organism in Eukaryota, Metazoa, Porifera, Demospongiae, Suberitida, Halichondriidae.